Molecule: messenger RNA, 1461 nt
Organism: Mustela erminea (ermine)
Lineage: Eukaryota; Metazoa; Chordata; Mammalia; Carnivora; Mustelidae
Gene: GEMIN2
Product: gem nuclear organelle associated protein 2
Exons: 10
Coding region: 53-973 (306 amino acids)
Biological process (GO): spliceosomal snRNP assembly; spliceosomal complex assembly
Cellular component (GO): spliceosomal complex; SMN complex; nucleus
Source: RefSeq, a predicted model, not a curated record
CGUGACCUAGAUUUGGCGCAUGCGCUGAGUGGGACUGGUUGGAUUAAAAACCAUGGCGUGGGUACCGGCGGAGUUUGCAGUAGAAGAGUUGAUGCCCCGGCUGUUGCCAGUGGAGCCCUGCGACUUGACAGAGAGUUUUGAUCCCUCCGUACCCCCGAGGACGCCUCAGGAAUACCUGAGGCGGGUCCAGAUCGAAGCAGCUCGAUGUCCAGAUGUUGUGGUAGCUCAGAUUGAUCCAAAGAAGUUGAAAAGGAAGCAAAGUGUGAAUGUUUCUCUUUCAGGAUGCCAGCCUGCUCCAGAAGGAUAUUCUCCCACACUUCAGUGGCAGCAACAACAAGUGGCACAGUUUUCAUCUGUUCGACAAAGUGUGAUCAGACAUAGGAGUCACUGGAAAUCACAACAGUUAGACAGUAAUGUGACCAUGCCAAAAUCUGAAGAUGAAGAAGGCUGGAAAAAAUUUUGUCUGGGUGAAAGGUUAUGUGCUGAAGGGGCUGUUGGACCAGCUACCAGUGAAGGUCCUGGAAUUGAUUAUGUGCAAAUUGGUUUUCCUCCCUUGCUAAGUAUUGUUAGCAGAAUGAAUCAGGCAACAGUAACUAGCGUAUUAGAAUAUCUGAGUAAUUGGUUUGGAGAAAGAGACUUCACUCCAGAACUGGGAAGGUGGCUUUAUGCAUUAUUGGCUUGUCUUGAAAAACCUUUAUUACCUGAGGCUCAUUCACUGAUUCGGCAGCUAGCAAGAAGGUGCUCUGAAGUCAGGCUCUUAGUGGACAGUAAAGAUGAUGAGCGGGUUCCUGCUUUGAAUUUAUUAAUCUGUCUGGUUAGCAGAGAUCCUGAAGAGAUUGAAAAGGAAGAGCAGGCCGCUGCUGAAAAGGCUGUGACCAAGGAAGACUUUCAGGGUGAAUGGACUGCUCCAGCUCCUGACUUCACUGCAGUUCAUCCUGAAGUCACAAACUGGUCACAGUCAGUUCCCUACUAAAUGAAAACUGGAAUGCUCAGCCUGCCACUGAAGACUAGCCGGUAGCUCCCAUUGCUCAGGCCACUGAAUGCAUAGAAACACCCACGGAGCAGUCUUAAGCUGCUCCUCCACCAAGGCACACAAAAUGGAAAUAAGGUUGAUGGAAAAUAAGUAGGUGCUAAAAAAAAAAAAACCAAAAAACAAACAAAAAUACCCAAGUCCGGAUCCAGGUGAAAUGUACUCAUUGCUUUUGUUCGAUAUGUCUCUUGAGUCUCCCCAUCAGUUUCCUGGGUUUAUCUCUUUGCUAUUUAUUUGUUGGAAAAAAACCCAGCCCUUUGACUUGUAAAAUUUCCCAUGUUUUGGUUUUGACAGCUAUAUCUUAUCUUCAUGUUGGUGUUUAAUGUGUUCAUUUAUCCCCCAUGUUUUCUGUAAGCCGUUAGGUUGUUUUAAAGGCUUGAUUAUUGGGGUGCCUGGGUGCUUCAGUUGUUAAGUGUUUUCCUUCAGCUCAG